AAUAAUCAUGGCUGCCUCCCCACCAACAAACAUGAGCAUGAAAAAUACAGAAGAAGAAAUUAACUCUACAGUGACUAGUGACGGGUGUUCGGCUACAGAAAAUGGAAACGAACAAACUGAGAAAGAUAUCUCUAAAACAGGGAGUGAGGACCCUUUUAAGAAACCUGCGCUUUUCACGGCGCCUUCCGUCAACAAACGCAGCAACGUCGCGGUUCCGUCGAAAAACUCACCAGCAGAAACGGGAAACGUAGACGACCAAAACAAAACCCGCGUUGAAGAUACAACCGGCGACGUUUCUUCUUCUAGUGACAACCGUGAAGGCGAGUCCUCAGAGAAAGCCUGCGAGGAAGACGAAAACGGGGAAACGGGCCAAACCGACGCUCCAUUGAAACCCAAAGUUGAAGUGAAGCCGAAGGUGCGUCCUUUUAUCGGACCCGCGGCUGGAAAGUUCCCCCCUAUUCCGUACACAGAGCCUCCCUGGGGUUGCACUCAGUCAGAGCUCCCUUACGCCUUGGAGAUCCUCAAAAACGGGGCCAUAGUGGACACGGUGCCUCUGACCGACAGGAGCUACUUCGUGGUGGGCCGGUUACCGGUGUGUGACGUGGCCCUGGAGCACCCGUCCAUCUCCCGGUACCACGCGGUCAUCCAGUACCGCGGACAGACCGGACAGUCCGGGCCAGAGGGCUGCACCGGGGAGGAGAGGGGCUUCUACGUCCACGACCUGGGCAGCACGCACGGCACGGUGGUGAACAAGAACAAGAUCCCGCCGAAAACCUACAUCCGACUGCGCGUGGGGCACGUGCUGAAGUUCGGAGGGAGCACGAGACUGUUUGUGCUGCAGGGUCCAGAGUUUGAUGAGGAAGAGGAGUCUGAACUGAGUGUGACGGAGCUGAGGGAACGGGCCCGGAAACAGAAAGCGGAGCUGGAGAGGAAGAUGAUGGGAGACUUCUCUGACGAGGAAAAGGAGGAGGUGGGGGAGGGCGAGGACACCAAGGCCCAGAAGAAAAGGUCCAGUGCGGACUCAGGCUGCACCUGGGGGAUGGAUGAGGAUGCGGCUCCGGAGGAGGACGAGAAUGAAGAAAACCCCUUUUCGACCGAGUUCCAGGAGGACCAGGAAGCGGCGUACCUGAAAGACCCGAAGAAGGCUCUGCAGGGAUUCUACGACAGAGAAGGGGAGGAGCUGGAGUUUGAGUAUGAGGACAAAAGUCACGGCGCCUGGCUCUGCCGGAUAAAGCUGCCGGUGGACGACGCCCAGGGCCGGCAGCUGGUCGCCGAGGUAACCCACACGGGGAAGAAGAAGGAGGCGGCCGUCCAGUGCUGCCUGGAGGCCUGCCGCAUGCUGGAGGCCAGGGGGGUGCUGCGGCAGGAGGCAGGUGAGGGCCGGGGGCCGGCGUCUGAGGGGGGGGGGGGCCGUCGUGUCCACUGUAGCGAAAGCCGCGUGCGCUUUCUGUUCUCAGUGUCGCGCAAACGCAGGAAAAAGAACUGGGAGGACGAGGACUACUACGACAGCGACGACGACACCUUCCUGGACCGGACCGGCACCGUGGAGAAGAAGAGGCAGGAGCGCAUGAAGAAGGCCGGGAAGAUCGAGGAGCGGCCCGAGACCUACGAGUCGCUGGUAAACAUCCGGCGCCGCAGCUUUUCCCACAACCGGGGCACGUCCCUGAACGCAGCCUCAGAAAAGUCUGUGGGCAGACUGUCUGGGGUGGAGAAGGAGCUGGCGGCGGCUCAGGCCAAGCUCAGCGCGGGGAAACGAGACUCCUCGGGCUCCUCCGCCGAGGACUCGCUGGACGCCUUCAUGACGGCGGUGAGGAGCGAGGCGGCCAUGGACGCCGUGCAGCGCCGGAAGCUCCACGUGCACGUGGCCGACCUGCGGCGGGAAGCCCAGAGGCUCCGGAGGCUGGUGGAGCUGACCCGACCGGCCCAGAUGCCCUCCCUACAGCCCAGCGGCAGCUCGGAGUCCGAGAAGCCUAAAAAGACCUUACCGCUGUUCGGAGCCAUGAAGGGAGGCAAGAAAUUGAAGCUUAAAACCGGAACCAUUGGGACGCUGCCCCCAAAGCGGCCAAACCUCCCCGCCGAGCUCUUCAACAUGAAAGCACUUCCUGGGGGGGAGGAAGAGGAGGAGGAGGAGGAGGAAGAGGACGCAGCAGAGAAGAAGGAGGGCGAUGGUGGAGGAGAGGACACCACUGAGCCAAAACCUGGAACUGAGGACUGUGAUGCGUCCACAUCUAGAAAAAGCCCAGAUUUGGGGGGUCUGGAAGAUGGGUCAGAGGGGCCCAAAGUUGAAGAGGUGCAGCAGGUUUCUGUGCCGAGAAACAAGUCAGCAGCCCACAGGAGUCCAGAGCCCGCGGCAGAGGGUGGAAAAGAGCCCGCAGCAGGCCCCCAGAAGAAGAAGAGGGUGAUGGGCCCCAGCAGGCCCCCCGUGCAGCUGUCCGCUCAGUACCCAGAGGAUGACCCCGAUUAUUCGGUGUGGCUUCCUCCUGCAGGUCAGACCGGAGACGGCCGCACUCACCUCAACGACAAGUACGGCUACUGAGAGGGGACACCUGGGUCUUCUAAAGCCUCGGCUGACCAUUAACCCCGUCCCCUGCAUGCGGUUCAGCUCUGAGACCGGACUCUGCUGGCUCUCCUCCCCCCCCGACAGUAACGGAGACCGCUCGAAUUUGAUCCUUUUAUUUGAAUUCAAGCAGAAAAUAGGAGGAGGCAGAGCAGGAGCUGCAGCUGAUCUGGAGUCAGCUCUCUGGUCUUUGGCUGCUCCUCCUGCAGUUAAACCAACGUGACGUGCAAUCCGCAUCCCUCCCCUGUUUGGCUUCAGUGUAUUGCUGGCAAAAACCUUUUUUUUUUUUCUACAUUUUUGU
Menidia menidia (Atlantic silverside) is the source of this 2858-nucleotide messenger RNA. NCBI's taxonomy places the organism in Eukaryota, Metazoa, Chordata, Actinopteri, Atheriniformes, Atherinopsidae. The record is from the annotation of a GenBank genome assembly.